Aspergillus steynii IBT 23096 is the source of this 1428-nucleotide messenger RNA. Its product is annotated as phosphotransferase family protein. Bases 1 to 1341 code for a protein of 446 amino acids. The transcript has 5 exons. The record is from RefSeq and is a predicted model, not a curated record. Lineage: Eukaryota; Fungi; Ascomycota; Eurotiomycetes; Eurotiales; Aspergillaceae. Gene Ontology annotation, cellular component: mitochondrion.
AUGACUGUUAUCGCAAAGAUUCUACACCCAAUAGCUGGGCCCAAUUGCUAUACGACUGCCUCGGAGGUGGCAACAAUGGAGUUUGCUCGUAGUGUUUUAGGGGUCCCAAUUCCCGAGGUCUAUGCGUGGAGCGCAGAUUGUGAAAAUCCGGUCGGCUCUGAAUACAUCAUCAUGCAGGAGGCUCCUGGUGAAAAGCUAGAAGAUGUAUGGCCGGGCAUGUCCUUGGAGAAGAAGGUCAAAAUCAUGAAAGAUGUCGUGUCGAUUGAGAAAAAGAUGCUUUCUGCUUCCCUGAACAGACACGGGAGUCUCUACUUUACUAAUGACAGCAUUGUGGGUGCUGUUGAAGCCGAAGUCACUGGCAACGUCACUGCGACUGUCAAGGAGGACGUGAAGCAACGCUUUUCCAUUGGGCCAGUUGCAGCAAGAGACUAUUGGAAUAAAGAACGCGCGGCCAUGAGUCUCGAUCGCGGUCCUUGGAAACAACCGCAAGAUUAUAUCCAGUCCCUCGUUCGUCGAGAGCUGGCCUGGAUUCAACAGUAUGCAAUUCCACGGUCGCACGACGAUCCGUUACUAUCGUCAGAGUCACAAAACUCCCCCAGCACUCAUGUCUCCUUGCUCGAGAGGUUUCUCAAAGUGUCUCCAUUUCUUCUGCCAGAUGACCCCACGGUAACCGCACCUCAUAUAUGGCACACAGAUCUCCAUGGUGGGAAUAUAUUUGUCGAACAAGGUAAGAUCUCCAGCAUCAUAGAUUGGCAAGGCAUCUGGACCGAGCCCUUGAUUCUCCGAGCGCGCCAUCCACGUCUGGUGGACCAUAACGGGGAAUUUAUCUUAAAGGCCCCAGAAAACUUCAAGGACUUGGAUUCUGGGGAGAAGGAGCGAAUCUGGGACCAAAUAAGUCGCUCUAUCAUCUUGUAUCUGUACGAAAAGGAGCUCAUUGAAGAAGCUCCGCUCGUGAACAAAAUACUUCGCCUCGAAAGCGGACGGAUAAGAUGCGAUCCGAUACAGUUCGUGGGUGGCACUUGGGAUGACGAGCUUUUGCCAUUGAGGGAUUCCCUGAUCAAAGUGGAGAGAUACUGGGACAGCAUAGGCUUCAAGUUUCCAUGUCCUAUCCAUUUCAGCGAGGAGGAACUCCGGACUCACGCUGCAGAAGGGGAUGGGUGGAACGAAGUGCAAGAUUUCUGGGACGCUAUUGAGAACCUUGUCACAAGAGAUGGAUGGACCCCAUAUGACCGCUAUGAUGACGCCGUUGCUUUCUUUACCGAGCUUCGUGAGACUCGCUUGAAGACUAUGGCGGGCAAGGAGAGGGAAGACUUUAAGCGGCAAACAGAGUGGAUUGAUUGAACUUAGGCUGAAUUGUUCUGGCUGUCAAAUCGUCGAAGCCUUGGCAGUUCAUUGCUAACAUCACCUCGUGGUUCUUACAAAUUUGUG